AAAUCAUUGUUUAGUUCUUAAUACAACAAUGUACAUUAUUGAAAUUUUAUUAUUCAUCCUAUAGUUAGUAAAACAAAAAGUAUGUGUUUUUAUAGUCGCAGUAUUUGCAAACUGAUUUAAUCAAAAACGUAAAAUUAGUUUCAUUUAAUUAUUGUAGGAUAUUAAAUUUGAUUUACGUUUGUUAUUUUUAAGGAGUGAAUUCAAUUUAUGAAAGUUUAUCGGUUGUUAAACAGUGUUAUUUUCAUGCAUAACUUUGGGAAAUGAAGUUACUUUAUUAUUUACUAGUUGUCCUUUUUAUUAUCAUCGAGCUCAAUGCGUAUGACAUGUUUUACAAUCUCCUGGAAUUAGAAGUGUCGGGACGGAUUCAAAAGUUCCGUCAGGAAAUUGAAAAUUAUCGCGAACGAUCCAGGAAGCAGCGCAAACAAAUUGAGGACGAAAUAGACACUUAUUUAGAAGCCGAAAAGGAGAAACUUUUAGUGAGUCUGACCAACGGAAAAGCAAUUGCAAACGAUGUAAAAGACACGGUGUACCAAGAACUGAAGAAGCACAUCGAAAACAUGCCGAAAAAAGUGAAAUCCACCGUCGUUCCCGAAUGUUUGGACAAAGUUGACUCAGAUGUGAAACGUCAAUUGACAAAUGCGGAGGAAAAAACGGACUCUGACGAAAGGUAUAUAGCAGUGUUGAAGAAGAAUCAUGAAAACUGUUUGAAAGAUCAGAAAUGCGAUAUGGCUGCCCAAUCGACGUUGCUGAAGAAGAGUAAGAAAGACUUGCAGGUAAACUUGUUCAGAUGGCAAAAUUGGACGCAGAAGGACAUGGAACAUGACAGUGAGAAGUACAAGGAGUGCCAGAACAAGAUAAAAAAGAAUCCUAUUAAUGUCUACAUGUUUAUGACGAUGGUGGAAGAUUGGAGGAUGAAACUAGACUGGAAGGCGAUUAGCACCGAUUUAUAAUUUGGACAAUUUUACUAAAUUAGUUUAUCUGUAUUUACAAAUCACUGAUCUAAUUAAGUAUUAUGCACAUAGAAGCUUCAAAUUCAACCAAUCUAUUUUUAUUUAUAAUGCUUUCAAACAACCAAAAUAAUGUAAACGUUAAUAUUCACCUAUGUUAAAUAACCAAUAUAUGAAACACAAUAGGGCCAUUGAAUAAAUAGAAGGUACA
Aethina tumida (small hive beetle) is the source of this 1158-nucleotide messenger RNA. Its product is annotated as radixin. Lineage: Eukaryota; Metazoa; Arthropoda; Insecta; Coleoptera; Nitidulidae. The coding region runs from base 261 to 950 and encodes 229 amino acids. The record is from RefSeq and is a predicted model, not a curated record. The transcript is spliced from 2 exons.